Wyeomyia smithii (pitcher-plant mosquito) is the source of this 996-nucleotide messenger RNA. RefSeq names its product ubiquinol-cytochrome-c reductase complex assembly factor 1-like. The coding region runs from base 116 to 967 and encodes 283 amino acids. NCBI's taxonomy places the organism in Eukaryota, Metazoa, Arthropoda, Insecta, Diptera, Culicidae. The record is from RefSeq and is a predicted model, not a curated record. Gene Ontology annotation, biological process: mitochondrial respiratory chain complex III assembly. Gene Ontology annotation, cellular component: mitochondrion. The transcript has 3 exons.
GGUUGCAGCAGCUGCAGUUCCCGAAACGUCAGAUUUACAUAAUACAAGUGCGAAAAGUUUUCUGUUUAGUUUGGGCUGGUCCUGAAUUCUGAGCGAUACAAUCAAGUGCUAAUCGAUGAUGGCCAGCUUUUUGACCGGCAAGACGGUGGCGUUUGCCAACGAAUUAUUCCACACAGUACUGCGAAUUAAUAGCAGUCGACUGUCAAUCAACCUGGCACAUCAGCUUUCGACCUCGAGUACACAGGAUCUGCACUUAUUAAAAUCGCCUAGUAGACCUUUGCAAACUCGGCUGGCGCUACUAUCCACAGAAACUGCCAGAGCAUAUCCCGCUGCGACUGGAACUAAUCAAACCUCCGUAAGUGCUGAGACAGAGGGAGGAUUUUUGAAGCGCUUCAUCAAAAAAAUGGGCUGGCUGGACAACUCUAAAGUCCGUCUGCGGAUGUCGAGCUGCUAUCUGUACGAAUCGGUAGCCGAUUGCGUUAACUACAACGAAUUCUUCACGUACUUCAAUAUGCCUAAUUCCUUCAACACCUGGUUCCUGAUAACCGAGCUGCAUGUGUGGAUGCUGCUGGUACGUGCCAUGGCCGAAGGACCGGAGAAGGAUGCUGCUGGUCGGUUCAUGCGUAACUGCAUAGUAGAAACAAUGUGGAAUGAUGUGACAACCCGGGCGAAGCAGCUAGCGGCUGAUAACCCGUCGGCUGUACGGCCACAAAUUCAACUUCUUUCAGAGCAAUUUCAGGCCACGCUGAUGGCUUACGACGAGGGCAUCAGCAGCGAUGACAAGGUGCUGUCGGGUGCCCUGUGGCGGAGGUUCUUCUCCAGUAGAUGCGAAGACUACGAGCAUCUGGAGCUACUAGUUAAGUACGUGAGGAGACAGAUGGAAAUGCUGGAUAAGACAGACCGUUACAAUUUUGCAAUCAAACCAACAGUGAAGUGGCUGCCGUUGAUUGAAAAACCCGGAUUGUAGAGGCUGUAAAUAUAAACGCUGGAGUGAAA